Molecule: messenger RNA, 573 nt
Organism: Aspergillus fumigatus Af293
Lineage: Eukaryota; Fungi; Ascomycota; Eurotiomycetes; Eurotiales; Aspergillaceae
Exons: 2
Coding region: 1-573 (190 amino acids)
Biological process (GO): nucleoside metabolic process
Molecular function (GO): catalytic activity
Source: RefSeq, a predicted model, not a curated record
AUGUUAAAGAGGAACAGAGACAAAGAACCUGUGUCCGGCAAGAACAAGAGGAAUGCAGAGUGCACGUCUCAUUCAAGAGAGCUGACGCAUAAUGAUUACACUGUGGGAUGGGUCUGCGCGCUGCCAAAGGAGCAAACCGCAGCAACGGCAAUGCUAGAUCAGAUACACUAUGAUCUACCGAAGCCGCCAACUGAUCACAACACAUACACUUUAGAAUCCAUUGGGAGGCACAACAUUGUCAUAGCCUGCUUACCGAAAGGCAAGUACGGCACUAAUUCAGCAUCGGCAGUCGCGACCCGGAUGGUUGGCACUUUCCCGUCCAUCAAGGUCGGCCUUAUGGUUGGAAUUGGCGGCGGUAUCCACCGAAGUACGCCGGUUGAUCAGUUUCCUGGAGUGGUCCAGUGGGAUAUGGGCAAGGCAGAAGAGGGUGGUAGCUUCAAAAGAACCGGUGCCCUGAAUAAUCCCCCGAGCGCGCUGCUGACGGCAUUGACAAAACUGGAGACCAAACAUGACAUGUGCGGGUCAAAGAUACCUCAAUAUUUAGACGGCAUGGGAAAAGAUGGCCAAGACUAG